CGGCGCGCUCGCGGGCAGUCCCCGCGCGGGCUGGGCCGGCGUCCCCUCACCCUCGCUCGCCCGCGUCGCGCCGGGCCCCCGGGGGAUGCCCCCGGCCGGGUCUCCCCAUGGCCGCCGACGUCUUCAUGUGCUCCCCGCGCCGGCCCAGCAGCCGGGGCCGCCCGGUGCUGCUCAAGCCCCCGGUGCCUGAGGACGACGACGAUUCCGACACGGACGAGCCGUCCCCACCGCCCGCCUCCGGCGCGUCCACCCCGGCCCGGGCCCACGCGAGCGCCGCGCCGCCGCCGUCCCGGGCCGGGCCGGGCCGCGAAGAGCCUCCGCGCCGCCAGCAGAUCAUUCACAGCGGCCACUUCAUGGUGUCGUCGCCGCACCGCGAGCACCCGCCCAAGAAGGGCUACGAUUUCGACACCGUCAACAAGCAGACGUGCCAGACCUACAGCUUCGGCAAGACCAGCUCCUGCCACCUGUCCAUCGACGCCUCGCUCACCAAGCUCUUCGAGUGCAUGACCCUGGCCUACAGUGGGAAGUUGGUGUCUCCAAAGUGGAAGAAUUUUAAGGGCCUGAAGCUCCAGUGGAGAGACAAGAUCCGGCUCAACAAUGCCAUCUGGCGGGCCUGGUACAUGCAGUACUUGGAGAAGCGCCAGAAUCCUGUGUGCCACUUUGUCACCCCACUGGACGGCUCUGUGGAAGUCGAUGAGCACCGCCGGCCUGAGGCCAUCACCACAGAAGGGAAGUACUGGAAAAGCCGCAUCGAGAUCGUGAUUCGGGAGUAUCACAAGUGGAGAACCUACUUCAAGAAAAGGUUACAGCAGCACAGGGAUGAGGACCUCUCCAGCCUGGCCCAGGAUGAUGACAUGCUUUAUUGGCACAAACAUGGGGAUGGAUGGAAGACCCCAGUCCCCAUGGAGGAGGACCCACUGCUGGACACAGACAUGCUCAUGUCAGAAUUCAGCGACACACUCUUCUCCACGCUCUCCUCACACCAGCCGGUGGCCUGGCCCAACCCACGGGAAAUAGCACAUCUGGGAAAUGCGGACAUGAUUCAGCCGGGGCUGAUUCCGUUGCAGCCCAAUCUGGACUUCAUGGACACGUUUGAACCUUUCCAGGAACUCUUCUCUUCCAGCCGCUCCAUUUUCGGGUCCAUGCUGCCUGCACCUGUCUCAGUACCUGCGCCAGAUUCCAACAGCCCACCUGCUCAGGAGAACCCCCUGCCAACCACUGCCCUCCCCACCGUGAGCCUUCCUGACAGCCUCAUUGCGCCGCCUGGAGCAGCCAGUGCCCUGGACUCCACAGACAGGCCGGGCUGUGAACACGCUGGCCGGCCCGAGGACCCCUUUGUCCAGCCCGCAGACUUUGGUCCCUCGGCACCGCCGCUGAGUGUCCCACAGCCUUUCCUUCCCGUCUUCACCAUGCCCAUGCUCUCUCCCAGUCACACCCCGGCGCCAGCCUCCCCAGCUGUACCGCUCGUCCCUCCUCCUACCACUGCCCUGAACCCCCCAACUCCACCUGCCUUCCUGCAGCCACAGAAGUUUGCUGGAGUCAGCAAGUCGCCAGCUGUCAUCACCCACACGGCCUCCGCCACUGUCACGCACGAUGCCUCUGCCACCACCUUCAGCCAGAGCCAGGGCCUCGUCAUCACCACCCGCCAUCCCACCCCCUCACUUUCCCCCUGCGGCCUGGCUCUGUCUCCAGUCACCCGGCCACCAGCCGUGGGGCCUCCCCAACCCCGUUUAACUUUUGUGCACCCCAAACCUGUAUCCUUGACUGGAGGGAGGCCCAAGCAGCCCCCUAAAAUAGUGCCUGCUCCCAAACCAGAGCCUGUGUCCUUGGUACUGAAGAAUGCUUGCAUCGCCCCAGCUGCUGCCUUUGCAGGACAAGCACAAGCAGUAAUUAUGACAGGCCCUCUGAAGACAGAAGGGAUGUUGGCCUCUACCGUGUCCCCGUCCAACGUGGUCCUCACGCCUGCUGCCAUCGCCAGGGCUCCUGGAGUUACGGAGUUCCACAGUGGCAUCCUGGUGACAGACCUCGGCCACGCCACGAGCAGCCAGCCCACGCCCGUCUCCCGGCUCUUCUCUCCAAGCACAGUGCCGGAGUCCCUGGUGAAGGGCGAGCAGGCCCCGGUGCCCGGGGGCAGCCCCCAGGUCCCUGCAGGUGCCAGUCGAGACGGCCCGACCUCAGGGCAGGCGUCCCCGUGUGCAUCCGAACACAGCCCCAGUCCUCAGUCUCCCCAGAACAACUGCUCAGGGAAAUACUCCACGGACCCCAAAAACGUGGCUGUUUUAAAGAACCGGCAGAUGAAGCACAUUUCAGCCGAGCAGAAAAGGCGCUUCAACAUCAAGAUGGGUUUCGACACCCUGAACAGUUUGAUCUCCAACAACUCCAAGUUGACCAGCCACGCCAUCACGCUGCAGAAGACGGUGGAGCACAUCACCAAGCUGCAGCAGGAGCGCAGCCAGGUGCAGGAGGAAGCGCGGCGUCUGCGGGACGAGAUCGAGGAGCUCAACGCCACCAUCAUCUCCUGCCAGCAGCUGCUCCCGGCCACCGGUGUCCCCAUCACCCGGCGCCAGUUCGAUCACAUGACAGACAUGUUUGACGAAUAUGUGAAGAGCCGGACCCUGCAGAACUGGAAGUUCUGGAUUUUCAGUGUCAUCAUCAAGCCGCUGUUUGAGUCCUUCAAGGGGAUGGUGUCCACCAACAGCCUGGAAGAGCUGCACCGGACAGCACUGUCCUGGCUGGACCAGCACUGCUCCCUGCCCAUCCUCAGGCCGACGGUGCUGAACACCCUGCGGCAUCUGAGUACCAGCACCUCCAUCCUCACAGACCCGUCCCGGCUGCCAGAGCAGGCUGCGGAGGCCGUCACCAGGAUUGGCAAGAGAUCGGGGGAGUCUUAGCAGCACUCAGUGGGCACGUGGCCACACGAGAUGCCCUGGGGACCUCUCCCUGCCCGUGGACAGGUGGCCACACCUCUGCUGACGCGGAGCCCCAGGGCCUCCCUCCGACUCUGCGGGCCCACUGGCCGCUGGGGCACUGUACUCAGGACUGAAGCAGGGUCGGUCCCGCCAACAGCAAUAGCCCGUCUUGGGGACCCCUUGCUGUAAACCCUCACUCAGCAACCUCAGUCACAACCUCUCCUGCCCUUGGGGCAGCCCAGACGGAACGCUGCCGCUGCGGCCCUGGUCUGCUGGUGGCCCCUGGCACCAGUGUGGGGAGUAGCUGGGGCAGCAGGAGGCAACACUGCUCCUGGAGUUGGAAAACUGAAGGGUCCCUUCCGGUUCACGUCUGUCGUAUCCUGGGCAGUUGUACUGCUCUGGCCCGCCCGUGGGGACUUGGAAGGCAUCUUUCUUCCUCCCCAGACUCUGACUUUGUAGAUAGACUUGGACAACUGCUCAGGCUUAUGCACGGUCAGCUGCUUGGGGAGCCUCAGAACGCACGUGUGCGAAAGCAGGGGCUGUGAGUGCACACGGGAUGAGAAGGAAAGCACAAACAAUGCAAAGCUGCCACUCGCUGGGAAACCCUCCGGGGCGGUGUCCUCAUCCAAUAGAUUUAGGUCCCAUUGGCGUGACUUGAGAAUUACGGUGGGGACUCAGCCCAGGGCCUUGCCAGGCAUCAGCUCACAGCAUGGCCCUUCCACCUUCUCCACCUGCUUCCACGCUCAGCCUCGGACAAGCCAGCAGUAUCUAAAGGACACACACAGCCCUUAGGGUGUGGCAUUUGAAAGGCCAGACUCCACGGUGCUGCCAUUGUUCACCCGAGAGCCCCAAACCAUCAGAGUUCUCGGACCAAAGACGUCUGCACACCCAAAGUCUGUCCCGUCCUGUGUUUGGAGGAAGAAACCGAAUGUUGACAGGCAGAACUCCAGGGAGGCCAGCCUCCCUGUGCGUCGGCAUCGCCCAGAUCAGACAGCGAAGCAUACCCACGGAGCCGACGGGGCGGGGGACGUGUGGGGGCAGCGGGCUGUUUCUGAACGUGGGACUUGUAGUGGGGGGGGGGGGGGCGGGGGGAAGGCACAGCCGGAGAGUGUCCAGGCCCUGUCCUCGCCGGAUCUGCUGGAGGAGCUGCGGGUGGAAGGGCAAACUAACACUCAGGAAGCCCCGCCAAGAGCACCUCCUGCAAAGAAAGUGCUCUUGUCGUCCUGCUGUGAAGUUCAGAGGGCCAGCUGGCUGUCCCCUAGCCUCCCUGCCAGACAUGGAGACAAGACAGCAGUGCUGGGCAGACCGGGAGUCUUUGAGGGGGCCCGGGAGCCAUGUGGGGGGGAACCAUCGCUACCUCCUGAAGUUCCCAUCCAUGCAGAGGCCACCCCUGGUUGCUGGAGGCCCAGGGAAGGUCGUCAGAAGGCGGCCAGCCCUGCCUCAGCCUGGGUGAAGGAGCAUGGAUGAGGGUUCUCCCGCUGCUGGCCGUGCCACCGUCUCCGUUGCAGGGCACUGACCCGUCGCCUGCAGUCUGGUCCGUGCUUCCAUCCCGUACGAGAGCAGAGUGGCGGCACCCCUCAGCCUCCCCAGAAAACGUGUUUACAAGCCUCCCGGAUCUCUUUCCAAGGGGUGAGCACAAGAUGAGGCUGGGCUGGUCCUUAACUCCCCCUGGGACGUGGCGAGAGAACCCACCUUUGCCCCCAGGGUAAACGGGAAGCCCCCUUCCAAAGGGGGCGACCACCGUGGUAAGAGCCCCAGGAGAGUCAAAGGGAAAAAGUAAAACGUGAACCGUCCCCAGCUCUGAGUGCUCGUGGAGGGUCGGGAGCUUGGCUCCUGCCCCAGAUCCUGUGCCUUUAUAAACCGCUAGGUGGCCACAGUGCUUGGCCCGGCCUAAACCUCUCCUAAAUCCAUAGCUUUCUCCCACCCACCUCUUGCUGGGAGUCCUUUUUUAAAAACUCCAUGGGAUAUAAAAUUGGCCUAUUGCUUCUUUGGCCUACCUCUCCCUCUCUCCUUUUUGCUGAAUUAAUGUUCGUGAUUCUGUUUUGUUCGAUAUUUAAGGCUGUUAGGUUGUAUGUGACUUUGAAGGGUGUGUGUGUGUCUGUGUGUGUCUGU
Messenger RNA from Rhinolophus ferrumequinum (greater horseshoe bat), 5021 nucleotides. It is a transcript of the gene MLXIP, whose product is annotated as MLX interacting protein. Lineage: Eukaryota; Metazoa; Chordata; Mammalia; Chiroptera; Rhinolophidae. The record is from RefSeq and is a predicted model, not a curated record. Gene Ontology annotation, cellular component: nucleus. The transcript is spliced from 17 exons. Bases 108 to 2891 code for a protein of 927 amino acids. Gene Ontology annotation, biological process: regulation of transcription by RNA polymerase II. Gene Ontology annotation, molecular function: protein dimerization activity; RNA polymerase II cis-regulatory region sequence-specific DNA binding; DNA-binding transcription factor activity, RNA polymerase II-specific.